Parnassius mnemosyne (clouded apollo) is the source of this 1575-nucleotide messenger RNA. NCBI's taxonomy places the organism in Eukaryota, Metazoa, Arthropoda, Insecta, Lepidoptera, Papilionidae. The record is from the annotation of a GenBank genome assembly.
AUGACUCCUCUAUUUCGUCUAACGAGUGGCAAGAACAGGUCCAUUGAGUGGGAACCUAGCCAUGAGGCUGUUCGUCAGAAAAUUAUUUCUUAUUUAACCAGUAAGCCUAUUCUAACGAUAUUUGAUCCUGCACAUCCAAUAGAGUUACACACUGAUGCCAGUGCUGAAGGAUAUGGUGCUAUUUUUAUUCAAAAGAUUAAUGGGAUACAACAUGUGGUUGCUUAUUACAGUCGUCGUACAUCCCCAGCCGAAUCAAAGUUUCAUUCAUUUGAGUUAGAAACGUUAGCUGUGUUCAAUGCCAUAAAGCAUUUUCGACAUUAUUUGCUAGGUCGUAAGUUUACCGUUGUGACAGACUGCAGUUCUGUUAAAUCUUCUAAAAGCAAAACUGAUUUGUCUCCACGAGUUCAUCGUUGGUGGGCCUACAUGCAGUCAUUUGAGUUUGAUAUCAUCCAUCGUGAAGGCAGUAGGAUGAGCCAUGUAGACUUCCUGUCUAGAAAUCCCCUCCUUAAGCCCGAAGUGGCUUUCACUCGUGUGGAACAAAAGCGUAUCGAUUUAGCUGAGCUUUCUAGUAACUGGUUGCAAGCUGAACAGGAAAAGGACGAAGAGAUUAGUAAGAUCGUUUCUGAUCUUCGUAACGAAGUCUUUCCUGAGGAAACUCGCAAAACCUACGAAGUUCGUAAAAACAUUGUAUAUCGCCAAAUUCAGCGUAACGGUCGCACUCGAUGGCUGCCUAUCGUACCUAGAUCGCUUAGGUGGUCUGUGAUUAAUAACGUCCAUGAGUCUGUCAUGCACUUAGGAUGGGAGCAAACUCUCGAAAAGAUUUACGAGCACUACUGGUUCGAAGGCAUGUCGAAAUAUGUGAGGAAAUUUGUGGACAACUGCAUCACAUGUAAAGUAGCGAAGCCCCACUCGGGUAAAGUUCAAGCAGAACUGCACCCGAUUCCCAAGUUCAAUAUCCCCUGGCACACAAUCCAUAUUGACGCUUCUGGUAAAUUAUCUGGGAAGAACGACAUCAAGGAAUACGUGUUUGUCAUAUUAGAUGCGUUUACCAAAUUUGUGCUACUUCGUCAUUCGCUAAACAUCGACACAAAUAGUAGUAUUCGUGCUAUUAAUUUCUGUAUAGCUCUGUUUGGUGCACCGAAACGCAUAAUAGCAGAUCAGGGUCGUUGUUUCGCUAGCAAAGAUUUUUCUAGUUUCUGCACUUCUAAUAACAUAGAGUUGCACUUGAUAGCUGCUGGAGGCAGUCGUGCAAAUGGUCAGGUCGAGAGGGUAAUGAGUACGCUUAAGAGUAUGUUAACAGCGGUAGAGACUAGUCGUGACCGCUCUUGGCAGGACGCAUUAGGAGAGGUUCAGCUGGCUAUGAACUCUACUGUUAAUAGGGUGACUAAAUAUAGCCCUCUAGAGUUGAUGAUAGGCAGGGUAGCACGAGCGCUUAGUUUAGUGACCGCCGAUGAUGAUGAUGUGACUGAAGUUAACUUGGAUGAGAUCAGAAAGCACGCGACACAGAAUAUUAAAAAAAUGCCAAUUAUGAUAAAAAUCGAUUUGACCGAAAUAAGGCUCGGGUUUGUAAAUUAG